GAGGAGAGUGCGCUACGGGCCCCUGGUUGUAGAUAAUUCGCUUGAGCGGUUUGGUUUGGCGCGGUGGUGGCGAGUUGGCGAGCUUGAGGAAAGCUCAGUGCGCGGGUAGUGACUCGGGCCGGCGCACGGCGCUCGCGCAGCUCACGCCGACACACCGUGACAUGUGCCGACUAUGGACUUGUGGAGCGGCCGCCCGCCCGCUUGCGCCGCAUCCCCGCCCUUGACGAUCGAGGGCGAAGGGUUCGCACUCACUUUCUUUGAUAAGGACGGCGCCACCCCCCCUCCGCCACCAAAACAAGUGGGCAGGUACGCCGCCGACAGCGCCAGCGCGGGCAGCGGGAAGGCGGCGGCGCCGUGCAAGGUGUGCGGCGACAAGGCCUCGGGCUACCACUACGGCGUCACCUCCUGCGAGGGCUGCAAGGGUUUCUUCAGACGGAGUAUUCAAAAGCAAAUAGAAUACCGCUGCCUGCGGGACGGCAAGUGCCUGGUGAUCCGGCUCAACCGGAACCGCUGCCAGUACUGCCGCUUCAAGAAGUGCCUAGCCGUCGGAAUGAGCCGAGACUCUGUGAGGUACGGCAGAGUACCGAAAAGGCCCAGGGAAGUGGUAAGCACCGAUAGCAUGCCCGACUUGAGCAGAAAUCUGCCCGCGUCGGGGGUCGUUCCCAUCGCGGGUCUAGAGGAGAUGGACGGGGACAGCCUGCGGCACGGCGUGGCCAAGGAGCUGGCCAAAAUGGUGACCGCCGCGCACCGCACCAACAACUCCUACACCGAGGAACUGCGCCACUCGCUCACGCCACGGGCCAUCUUGCUACACGUCGACGACUCCGACAACGAAGGCAACGGCGGCGAGGAGGCGGCGUCGUCGACGACGGACCGCGCGACGGACGCGCGCGCCGCGCUGUGGCAGCACGUGGCGCUGCGCAUGACGCCCGCCGUGCAGCAGGUCGUCGAGUUCGCCAAGCGCCUGCCCGGCUUCCAUACGCUGCCGCAGGACGACCAGCUCAUCCUAAUCAAGCUGGGGUUCUUCGAGGUGUGGCUGUCGAGGGUGACCCGGUUGUCGACCCCAGAUUGUAUCGUGUUCGACGACGGCACUACCAUUACUCAGAGCCAACUGGAUAUAGUAUAUGACAUGGCGUUCUCAACGGGCGCGCUGCGGUACGUGCGCGACGUGUCGGCGGUGCAGCUGACGGAUGAGGAGCUGGCGCUGUUCACGGGCGCGCUGCUGCUCAACCCCGCGCGCCCCGGCCUCAGCGAGCCCGAGCGAGUCAGCGCGCUGCACCGCGCGCUAGCGGACGCACUACACCACACCGUGACGGGAUCGGUCGGGGGCAACGCGCGAGCCGAGGCGCUGGGCGCGGCCACGCGCGACGUGCAGGCGCUAGGGCUGCGGCACCACGAGCUGCUGGCGUGGUGCCGCGCGCACUGGCCGCGCCUCGUGCUGCCCGCGCUCUUCUCCGAGAUCUUCGACAUCCCCAAGAGCGAGGACGACGAGGCAGGCGACGUCGAUCGCGCCGAGGCGACCGCGCCCGCCGCCGCCGCCGCCUCGCCGCCCGCCGGACAAGGCACCGCCUCGGUCACGCAAUUACAGGGUUGAACAUUGAUCACCAUCCGAAUGAACGACUUUACAUUACG
Cydia amplana is the source of this 1632-nucleotide messenger RNA. Its product is annotated as ecdysone-induced protein 78C-like. The coding region runs from base 173 to 1594 and encodes 473 amino acids. The transcript is spliced from 8 exons. The record is from RefSeq and is a predicted model, not a curated record. Gene Ontology annotation, biological process: regulation of DNA-templated transcription. Lineage: Eukaryota; Metazoa; Arthropoda; Insecta; Lepidoptera; Tortricidae. Gene Ontology annotation, molecular function: sequence-specific DNA binding; zinc ion binding; DNA-binding transcription factor activity.